AUGACUUUUGAUUAUUUCAAGAGCAAGACUAUGAAGGAUCAACCUGAUCAGGGGACAAAUGGAGGGAAAGCUAACGGUCUUCGUUGUCUUUCUUCUCACUGGUGGUGCCCUGUGGCUGUGACGCUGGGGAUCCUUUGUGUGGGUUUACUGGUGUCCAUCAUAUUGCUGUCAAUGCAAUUAUCCCAGGUGACUGAUCUUCUAAAGCAACAGCAAGCAAACCUUACUCAGCAGGAAAAUAUACUGGAGGGACAGAGUUUAGCCCAGAAACAGGAGGAAAAGGCUUCCCUUGAAUUACAGAGGAAACUCAAGGGAACGAUUGCAAACCUUACCCAGGAGUUGGAUGAGACAUCCAAAAAACAAAUGGAACUUCUUCACCAGAACCUGAAUCUCCAAGAAGAUCUGAAAAAAGCAGCAAAUUUUUCAGGUCCUUGUCCCCAAGACUGGCUCUGGCAUGAAAAAAACUGUUACCAAUUUUCCUCUAGUUCAUUUAAUUGGGAAACAAGCCGGGGGAACUGCUUGUCUCUGGAUGCCCAGAUGCUGAUAAUUAAUAGCACAUAUGAUCUGGAAUUCAUCAAACAACUCACUGCUCAUUCCAAUGCCCCAUUCUGGACGGGAUUAACUAAGAGAAAACCAAGCUCCUCAUGGCUCUGGGAGGAUGGUUCUCCUUUGAUGCCCAACGUGUUUAGAUUGAGGGGAGCUCUUUCCCAGAAGAAUCCUUCGGACACCUGCGUGUAUAUACAAGGUGGAAACGUUUUUGCUGAGGGCUGCAUUUUAACUGCAUACAGUAUAUGUCAGAAGAAGGCGACUUUGUUGAGAGCUCAGUGA
This is a messenger RNA of Pipistrellus nathusii (Nathusius's pipistrelle), 825 nucleotides long. The record is from the annotation of a GenBank genome assembly. Lineage: Eukaryota; Metazoa; Chordata; Mammalia; Chiroptera; Vespertilionidae.